AUGCGUCUGAAUCAACUAUCUCUCGGUUUCUGGUCUGCAUCGGGUGUUCCAUCCUACACACUUCGCGUCUUUUUCUCCUUUCUCUUAUUAUACACAUUUCUUCUCCUUUAUGUACGAUCACACUCCUCCCGUGACCCCGGUUCCGCUUUUUUCGACUCUUCCUCCGCAUACGACCUUUCAUACUCAGCCGUCAGACUUGAACAAGCAACUACAUACAUUGAUGCAGUAAAUAAUGAAGAAGUCUCUCAAAUACCACAGCCACCUCAUCGACCUGAGUUCUGUCUUGGUAUUGCAACAAUCGCACGAAAUGGCGUCCGUUAUUUCAAGAGUACAGUCGGAACCGUUGUUGAAGGCCUCAGUGAUGUGGAAAGAGCCAACAUACAAUUGAUCCUAUUUAUUGCACACACCGAUCCAUCGCAACACCCAGCAUAUGCCGAGCCAUGGCUGCAUCAAGUAGCAGAUCGGGUCUUAUUGUAUAAUGCCUCGGAAGUUGACGUUGAUCAUAUACGAGAAUUGGAAUCAGAUGAGGCAAAGAUUGCAGCGCGCGAAAAGGCUUUGUUUGACUACGCAUAUCUGCUGAAAGCGUGCAAGCAAGUCGGCGCGCCAUACACCAUUAUACUCGAAGAUGACGUUGUGGCAUUGGACGGAUGGUACCACCGGACUCAUGAUGCAGUGAUAUCUGCCGAUCAAAAAACCAAGGAGAUGGGGGUAUCAAAUUGGCUUUACCUUCGUCUGUUCUACACCGAGGAGUUUCUAGGCUGGAAUUCGGAAGAGUGGCCCAUCUACUUUCUCUACUCCACGUUAGCUGUCUGCACUGUUGCAUGCCUGCUAGUAGGCGUUCGACGCUAUCAACUCCGAUUCCGGCCCCACAUUCCAAACGAGAUCAUCUUUUUAUUGAGCCUAGUGUGUGCGCCGUUACUGAUCGGGCUUAACUUCGCCGCCGGGCGAGUGACAGUGCUUCCUAUCCCGGAAGGUGUACAUCAAAUGUCCAAAUUUGGGUGUUGUUCGCAGGCUUUUGUCUUCCCCCAAUCUCGCAUAGAUGAUCUUGUGGAUUUAUACACGUCCAAAAGGAUUGGAUACGUUGACAUGAUAACAGAGGAGUUUGCAAAUGCAAAUAAUGAAAUCCGAUGGGCGUUGACGCCAAGCGUUAUACAACAUGUCGGGCGAACAAGCUCCAAGGGCAAUCAAAAUGAUCUGACUAAGUCAAAGGCUGAGAUCAGUGAAGUGGGAAAGCUUUGGAAUUUUGAAUUUGAGUUGAACGAUGCCGACUCGUUGCGCUCGGAUCAUGAAGCCGCUAAUGAGCAUGAAUGA
Penicillium odoratum is the source of this 1311-nucleotide messenger RNA. RefSeq lists its product as uncharacterized. Bases 1 to 1311 code for a protein of 436 amino acids. Gene Ontology annotation, cellular component: Golgi membrane. Gene Ontology annotation, biological process: GPI anchor biosynthetic process. Lineage: Eukaryota; Fungi; Ascomycota; Eurotiomycetes; Eurotiales; Aspergillaceae. The record is from RefSeq and is a predicted model, not a curated record. Gene Ontology annotation, molecular function: glycosyltransferase activity. The transcript is spliced from 2 exons.